AUUUCAACAGAUAUUAGUGAGAGUGAGCUUGAAUGAAUUGAAUCAGUAAAUAAAUUUUAAAAAUGAUGAAAAUGUGGUGUAAAAGAUCAGUGCUGCUUGUUUCACUGAUGAUGAUCAUAUGGAACACAAGUGCAACAACAACAACAACUGAAAAUAAAAUUGAGUUGAGAUGGAGUGAGUCACUGGAUGAUAAACUUGGACAAACAAAAUUUUCAAUAAAAACAAACGACAGUAUGACAAAUUUUAUGAUGAAACAACACAAUCAAUGGUUUUCUGUAAAUUCAAAUGGUGAUUUGAUUCUAAAAAAAAAAUUGGAUUACAAAAAAUUGGAAAACGACAAGACCAUUCAUUUUCCAGUAUUAUACAAAAAUAAAACAACAUCAAGAUAUGAAGAUCUCCAUGUUAUUAUAAAAAUAUAUAAUAUUGAUGAACGACCGUACUUUGUAAAUCAUGCUGAAUCAAUGAAGACAAUUUUACCACCCAUGGCAUUGACACAGCCCAACUAUAAAGUAUACAAAUUCAAAGCAAUUGAUCCAGAAUCAAAUUCUCCAGUGUUUUAUAAGACAGAAAAAUUAUCUGGUGCUAGUUUUAUUGUCAAUGAAACCACUGGUGAGGUACGAGUUAAUGGUAAUCAAGAUUUUACAAUAAAUGAUGAAUAUUUUGUAACUGUUCAAGCUACUGUAUAUGACAAAAAAAUUAAUCGUACAUUAUCAUCAAAUGAGCAUAAACUUUCAAUUAUCAUUGGUAAUCGUUCACCACAAUUUCAAUAUGACAAAUAUGACAUUGAAAUUAUGGAAAAUCAAGUCAAAGAUAAAACAAUAAUAAAAAUAAAUGCUACAUCAUUUACUUCAAUAUCAUCAAUUAAAUAUGAACUUAAAACAAAAAAUUCAAAAUCAGAUGGUUUUUUUACAAUCAAUGAAAAAAGUGGUGAAGUUAAAUUAGUCAAAGAUUUAGAUUAUGAAGAUCCACAUCAGCCAAAAGAACAUAAUCUUCAAGUAAUAGCAAAUGAAGUAUAUCAUAGUGAUAUUGAACCAUCAAGUGUUGAUUUAACAAUUUCUGUCAUUGAUAUUAAUGAUAAUUAUCCAAUUUUUGAAAUACCAGAUUAUCAAAUACGUAAUAUUGAUGAGGACAUACCAAUUGAUACAAGUAUUCUUCAAGUUAUUGUUAAAGAUGCAGAUAGUAAUGAAAAUGGAAUUAUUGAAUAUUCAGUAACAGAUGAUAAUUUUCGUAUUGAUAAUGCUGGUGUUAUAUAUAAUAAUAAAAAAUUAGAUGCUGAUUAUAAUAAAGCAUUAUAUAAAUUUGAAGUUAUUGCAAGUAAUCCAAUUGAUAUUACAAAAAAAACUUCAGCAAUUGUAAGAAUAUCAACAAACAAUAAAAACGAUGAAAUACCACAAUUUACAAAAGAUAAUUUUAUCUCUAGUAUUGAUGAAAAUGCACAAGCAAAUACAUUUGUUACAACAAUAAUUGCAUCUGAUAUUGAUAAUGACAUUGUCAAGUAUUCAUUUGAUAAUGAUAGAUUAACAUCUGGACCAUUUGAAAUUAAUGCAGAUACUGGUAUCAUUCGUCUUCGUAGUAAUCAUAAAUCAUUUGAUAAAGACAUGUAUGAAUUAACUGUAACAGCAAGUGAUGAUGGUAGUUGUUGCAUUGAUGGUAAAUCAAAAAUUCAUAAAAAUACAACACAAGUUAUUGUAUCAAUAACUGAUAUUAAUGAUAACAAGCCUGUGUUUGAUAAUUGCACAAUGUAUUCACCAAGUGUUAAAGAAUCACAACCAAUUGGUACAUCAGUUAUAACUGUAACAGCAACAGAUAAAGAUAUUGGAAUAAAUAAAAUUAUUAAAUAUAAAAUAAUAAGUAGUGGAGAUAAAUUUAAAAUUAAUGAAGAUACUGGUGAAAUAACAACAAAUGCUGAAUUAGAUAGAGAAGAAUUUAAAACAAUACCAAUAACAGUAAGAGCUAUUGAUUGUGGUAAAUAUCCAUUAGAAGGUUUUUGUUCAUUUAAAAUAAAUAUAAUUGAUAUAAAUGAUAAUCCACCAAUAUUUACAAAAACAAAAUAUGAAUUUUUUAUAAAUAAUGAUAUUAAAAUAAACUCAACAAUUGGUCGUGUAACAGCAACAGAUGCUGAUGCUGAUGAAAAUAGUAGAAUUAGUUAUUUUAAAUUAUCAGAAACAAAUGAUUGGAAAUAUUUUGAUCUUAAUACAAAAACUGGUUCAAUAAUAUUAAAAAAAUUGCCAGUAUUUGGUAAAAAAAAUUAUAAAAUUGAUAUAUAUGCAUCAGAUAAUGGUACACCAGUAUUAAAUUCAACAGUUGUUGAAGUUGCAAUAAGAAUUACAAAUGUUAAAAAAAGUUUGCCAAUAUGGAUACCAUCAGAAUAUGAGCCAUUUCAUGUUAAAGAAAAUCAUGGUGUUAAUACAAUUGUAAUGACAAUGAAAGCAGUAUCUGGUAUGGCAAGUAGUCAUAGAUUAACAUUUGAAAUAUUAUCUGGUAAAACACCAGAAACAAAUGGAUUACAUACAUUUAAAAUUAACAAACGUGAUAAAUUAGGUGAUGAUAAUUCAACAUUCAUUGAUAUUAUUCUUAAUAAUCAAUUACAUUGUGAACUUGUACCAAAUUAUACACUAACAAUUGAAGCAACAAAUGAUGAUGAAUUAAGAUCAUUAGCAAUAAUUACAAUGAUUGUUGAUGAUACAAAUGAUCAAGAACCAGCAUUUGGUAUUCGUUCUGAUAAAGAAACUAUUUUGGAAAAUAAACCAAUUGGUACUUUUGUAUUUAAACCUGAAAUAACUGAUAAAGAUGUUGUUUAUCCAUAUAAUUCAGUAACAUAUAAAAUAAUAAAACAAGAUAAUCCAUUUUUUACAAUAAAUGAAAAAACUGGUGAAGUAUAUACAAAUAAAGUAUUUGAUCAUGAAGAUAAUACUAUUCAGAAAUUACAGUUCAUAGAAAUUUUAGCAACUGAUGGAGCAAAUUCAACAAAACCAAAUGCCCAAGGACCCAAUACAGCUCAUAAAGAAUUUCGUAUUUUAAUUAUUGAUGCAAAUGAUAAUCUACCAUCAUUUAAUCAAACAUUAUAUACUGGACAAGUUGAAGAAAAUUCUGAUAGAAUGACAAAAGUAUUACAAGUAUUUGCAAGUGAUCCAGAUGAAUUAGAUGUAUUACAAUAUGAAAUAAUUGAUGGUAAUACACGUGGUGAAUUUUUAAUUGAUCGUGAAACUGGUGAAAUAUUUGUAUUUGGUACAAUUGAUUAUGAAACUAAAACAAAAUAUAAUUUGACAAUAAGAGCAACUGAUUCAUCAAAUAAUUGUGUGUCAACUGUAUUGAUUGAUGUUAUUGAUAAAAAUGAUAAUAUACCAGUUUUUGAUAAAUCAAAUUAUAUUGCUUAUAUAACAGAAGAAGAUGAUAAAAAUUUACCAAAAUUUGUAUUAAAUGUAUCAUCAAUUGAUGGUGAUAAAGGUCGUCCUCAAAAACAUCGUUAUUCUAUAAAUCAUAAUAAAUUUAAAAUUGUACAAAUUGAUGAAAAAACUGGUGCUUUAUAUAUACUUGAAAAAUUAGAUCGUGAUCCACCUCAUGGACAGCCACAAUUACAUUUUACAGUUUAUGCACAUGAUGAAGAUGGUCCUGAUGGAUCAAUAGGUGUUGCUGAUAUUACAAUUAAUGUUAAAGAUAUUAAUGAUAAUUUUCCAUAUUUUUCAAAAAGUAUUUAUGAUGCUCAAGUUAAAGAAAAUGGUACAAAAGGACUUAAUGUUAUGAUGAUAAGUGCAGCUGAUGAUGAUGAUCCAUUAGAAGGUGAUAAUGCUAAAUUAACAUAUUCGAUAUCGAAAAAUGAACGUGAUCCUAAAAGUGGUGCUGAUAUAUUUGAAAUUGAACCAACAAGUGGACAAAUUAAAACAGCAAUAUGUUGUUUAGAUUAUGAAGAAAAACGUGAUUAUUCAAUUCAAGUUAUUGCUGAAGAUGGUGGUAAACAUCAAGCAACAGCAACAGUAUCAAUUCGUAUUAUUGAUGUUAAUGAUAUGCCACCAAGAUUUACCAAUGAAACAUGGUAUGUUAGUGUUUCUGAAACAGACACUGUUAAUUUACCAAAAUCAUCAAUUUUAACAGUUACAGUUGAGGAUGAAGAUGAAAAAGAAAGUAAUUUAUUUGAAUAUAAAAUUAUUGAAAAUAAUCCUGGUAAUGGUGCUGAUAGAUUUAGUAUAGAAACAAAUAAAGAUGGUAGUGGUUCAUUAAAAAUUAAAAAAUAUCUUGAUUAUGAAAAUGAAAUACAUAAAAAAGGUUUUAAAUUUUUAAUUCAAGUUAGUGAUAAAGGUACAAAUGACGAUGAUAAAUAUCACGUUGCAUAUUCUUGGGUCAACAUAACACUAAUUGAUAAAAAUGAUAAUAAGCCACAUUUUGAAAAUCCAAUAACAUCUGUUGAUGUAUCAGAAGAUAAAAAAAUUGGUACAAUAAUUGGUGAAAAAUUCACAGCAACUGAUCCUGAUAAUGAUGGAAAAAAUAAUAUAACAUAUUUUAUUGAACGUAGAAGUAAUUUUCAUAUUGAUAAUAAUGGUAUUGUUACAAUUAAAAAAAUGCUUGAUCGUGAAAAAGAAUCAAUACAUUAUGUUGCAAUAUUAGCUAUUGAUAAUGGUGUACCAGCAUUAACAGCAACAACAACAUUGACUGUUACUGUUACUGAUGUAAAUGACAAUGCACCAAGACUACGUGAAAAUACAGCUAUGUUAAAAGAAAAUUCACCACCAACAAAUAACAUAAUAACACUAACAGCAAUUGAUGAUGAUGACAAAACAAAAGGUAAUGGACCACCAUUUAUAAUUGGUCUUGAUAUAAAUGCAUCUGAUGAAAUUAAAAAUAAUUUUGAUGUUAAAUAUGAAAAUAAAGACGAUGGUAUUGCAAUUGUAUCAUCAUUAAAAAUACUUGAUCGUGAAUUUAAAAAAGAAUAUUACAUUCCAAUUGUCAUAAAGGAUAAUGGUAAACCAACAAUGACUGGUACAAGUACAUUGACUGUUAUAAUUGGUGAUACUAAUGACAAUCCAAUGUCAUAUGGUUCAAAAAAUAUAUUAGUUUAUCAGUAUGAUGAUAAACCAAUUGACACUGAUAUUGGAAAAGUUUAUGUUAAUGAUCUAGAUGACUGGGAUACUGAUAAAACCUUCAAGUUUGAAGAUGAGCUUGAUCAUUCACCAUUUAGCUUAACUGAAACAACUGGUAUGAUUAGAAUGAAAUUAGAAAAACCUUUAUCUAAUUAUGGACUUAAUUUUGAGGUCAAAGAUUAUCAAACAAGUGUUACAGCUCAUGUUACAAUUGAUGUUAAAAAAAUAACACAUGAAGCUAUUAUUAAUUCAGGAUCAAUGAGAAUAUCUGGUGUUUCGUAUGAUGAUUUUAUUAAAAUUAAUAACCAAGGCAAAAGUAAAUUAAAUUUGUUCAUAGAAAAACUAUCAGUAUUGUUGAAUGUUGAUCCAAAUUAUAUUGAUGUAUUUAGUGUACAACAACAACAAAAAAAUCCAUCACAAACUGACAUAAGAUAUUCAGUUAAAAAUCCACUUGAUAUAACACAUGAAAAAUUAACAAAUAGUAAACAUGAACAUGGUGUAAUUUAUUAUCAGCCAGUUAAAUUAAAUGGUAUUGUAUCAAUGCAUCGUGAAGAAAUUGAACGUGAUGUUGGUAUUAAUAUAUUAAUGGUGGGAAUUGAUGAAUGUCUGACUGAAAAUAAUUAUUGUGGUGGUAGUUGUACAAAUAGACUUGAUAUCAGGGGUACUCCAUAUGUUGUUGAUAUGAAUUCAACAUCAUUAGUUGGUGUAUAUGUAAAAGUAACUGCUGAAUGUACAUGUGCUGCUAAAACUUUAAACAAUGAAAAUACUUGUGAAACAAUGCAUUGUUAUAAUGGUGCUAAAUGUAUUGAAACAAAGUAUGGAGCAAAAUGUGAAUGUGCAGCUGGUUAUGAUGGACCAAGAUGUCAAUUAACAACAAGAAGUUUUAAAGGUAAAGGUUGGGCUUGGUAUCCAUCAUUUGAAAUGUGUGAAAAUAAUCAUCUUAGUUUUGAAUUUAUCACAAAUAAUUCAACUGGACAAUUGUUAUAUACUGGACCAAUUGGUCCACCAAAAUUAAAUAGUCCUGAGACAUCACAUUUUAUAUCAAUUGAAUUGAUUAAUGGUUUACCAAAGCUAUUAAUAAAUUUUGGAACAGAAAUUAUUGAACUAAGUAUCAAAAAUAAUAAUCAAAAUUUAUUAAAUGAUGGUGAAUGGCACAGAUUGGAUGUUACAUGGAAUCUUUAUAAUAUUGAAUUAAUUGUUGACAUGUGUAAAAAUGAUAAAUCAUCAUGCUAUGAAACUGCUCCAGUUCCAUUGUCAAAUGAUUAUUAUUUAAGUAUAAAUGGACCAGUACAAAUUGGUGGUUUAAAUAUUGCAAGUAAUACAAUUGAACAACACAAAUGGAAAAAAUCACCAAAAGGUAUUGGUUUUGAUGGUUGUAUUAAAAAUAUAAUUUACAAUAGUAAAAUAUAUGAUCUUGGACUUCCUGGAUUUUCAAAAGAAUCAUGGCCUGGUUGUUCACAAGUUGAUGAUAUUUGUAAUAAACAUUAUUUAAAUAAAUGCUGGGAACAUGGUAUUUGUGUUGGUACUUUUACAAAACCAAAAUGUCAAUGUGACAUUGGUUGGUCUGGUACAUACUGUAAUGAAAAAACAAUUCAAUCAACAUUUAAUGAAAAAAGUUACAUUAAAUAUGAAUUAUUAUUUGAGCCUGAUAGUUAUUCUACAAAUGUACAAUUUAAUUUUCGUACAAGACAAUUAAAUGGUGAAUUAUUUAGAAUAAAUGAUAAACGUAAAUUUAAAUAUGCUGUUAUUGAAAUAAUUGAAAGUCAUUUAUUAUUUCGUUUUAAUUUAAAUGAUAAAUCAAUUGAUGAACAUAAAAUAUGGCUAAGUGAUGUUAAAGUUAAUGAUGGACAAUGGCAUACUGUUAAAGUAUCAAGAUAUGGUUCUGCUUGUAUGAUUGAGCUUGAUGGUGGUGAAGGAAUAAGAUCCAAUGAAACAAUAAUAUUUAAAGGACAACAAAAUUUUAUUAUUGAUAAAAAUGAUGGUGUUUAUGUUGGUGGUGUUGAGCCAUCUGGUACAUAUGAAGCUUAUGGUGAUUUUCAACAUGGAUGCAUGAGUGAUGUAAGAUUAGAUGAUAGACAUCUUCCUUUACCUCCAACACUCAUGAAAACUUCAGCUGCAAAUAUUGCGAGUUUUAAAAAUGUUGUUAGCCAAUGUUAUGAUGAUGAUAAUAAACAAUGUCAACCUCAUAUUUAUUGUAAAGAACCAUAUCAAUGUGUUGAUACUUGGAAUAAUAAUGUGUGUACUUGUGGCAUUGGAAAACAAUUGUCAUCAAAUAAUACAAUGUGCACUGAUAAAAAUGAGUGUCUUUAUCAUCCAUGUUUAAAUGAUGGACAAUGUAUCAAUCAAGAUUCACCAAUGAUUUAUCAAUGUCAUUGUAUAAAUAAUUUCAUGGGUCAUAAUUGUGAAUUAGUUGAAAUACCAAACACAUCUUUGUUGAUUGUAUUUAGUUAUAUGCCUGUUACCAUAAUAGUGCUUUGUAUAAUACUCUUCAUUUUAUUACUUUAUAUAGUUAAGAUAAAAAGACGUGAAAAACCUAUGAUGGAUACUGAAAUGAAAGAGUUGCCUCGUGAUAAAUUAUUACCAUAUGAAAGUGAAGGUGGUGGAGAAGAAGAUACUGAUAAAUUUGAUAAAGGCAUACUGCUUAAUGCAAAAUAUAAUCCACUGCCAACCAAAGAAUCUGAUCAACCUGUUACAAGUUCUUGCAAUAAUGAACCAUUACCACCAGGUGUUUCUGAUUUUAUUGAUGAUAGAAUGACAAAUACUGGAGCACUACUUGCACCAGAUAAUACCACGAAAUAUGCUUAUGAGGGAGAUGGAAAUUCUAUGGGUUCAUUGUCAUCAUUGUCAACAGAGGGUGAACCAGAUGAGCUAUCUAAUAUUUUACCAAAUGAACCAAAAUUCAGAGAGCUUGCUGAUAUUUUAGAGCAGAUUGAUGAUGAUGAUGAUGAUGAUAAUGAUGAUGAUGAUGGUGGUGGUGGUGGUGGACAAAUCAGUCACUCAGUUUAUGUUUAAUUAUAGACUGUGUAAACAAUAUUGUGCUCUUGUAUUAAUUAAUUAUUUUUAUGACUGUAGAUUAAAUUAUAUAUUAAUUCAUUUUAGUUAAAU
Molecule: messenger RNA, 8180 nt
Organism: Aphidius gifuensis
Lineage: Eukaryota; Metazoa; Arthropoda; Insecta; Hymenoptera; Braconidae
Product: neural-cadherin-like
Exons: 3
Coding region: 63-8087 (2674 amino acids)
Biological process (GO): homophilic cell-cell adhesion
Cellular component (GO): plasma membrane; cell-cell junction
Molecular function (GO): calcium ion binding
Source: RefSeq, a predicted model, not a curated record